Sphaeramia orbicularis (orbiculate cardinalfish) is the source of this 2616-nucleotide messenger RNA. It is a transcript of the gene gspt1l, whose product is annotated as G1 to S phase transition 1, like. Gene Ontology annotation, molecular function: GTPase activity; GTP binding. The transcript is spliced from 14 exons. NCBI's taxonomy places the organism in Eukaryota, Metazoa, Chordata, Actinopteri, Kurtiformes, Apogonidae. The record is from RefSeq and is a predicted model, not a curated record. Bases 253 to 1980 code for a protein of 575 amino acids.
GACUGACUGGACGCAUUAGCUCACGCGGACGGUCUCUGGGAGUGCUGAGUCGAAUAUCCUCCUUUGGCGUCUCACCCGACAGAAACCGGCCGCGUUAUUUCACCUAAAUCGGAGAUAAAACAUAACGCUCUCAGUUGGGACGGUUUCACUCAACUCUUGGGGCGACCAUAACAUCGGGUUUUGGGUGGACAUUUACGUAGACUGAGAACUGCGUAGCUCAAAUCUCACAGUUCUGAAAAUCCAAGACCCACGAUGGACCCGAGAGACACUGCCCCUGAUUCCUGGGAACAAGAGGACGAUGUGGAGGCCACAAUCGACGGACAACUUGAACCCGCGUUCACAACCCUAAAUGUGAACGCUAAACCGUUUGUGCCCAAUGUAAAUGCCGCUGAAUUUGUUCCGGCUUUUGCCAUGAAAGCACACUCGGAAAAUCUCGACGCUGCUGUUGCUGUUGAAGCAAUAUCCACCAUGGAGGUGUCAGAAAGUGCUGCUCCAGUGGAGAACGGUGACACAGAAAUGACCACAGAGGAACCAUGGGACCAGAAAGAGGCCGAGCCCAAUGAGGAAGAGCCUGGAGGUGGGGACCGGGGACCAGCGUCAGCACCAACAGAGGAGGCGGCUCCGGAGGUUAUGGAGGAGGAGGAAGAGAUGACGGUGCCUAAGGUUUCAAACGUACAGCCAGACGCCCCCAAAAAGGAACACAUCAAUGUUGUGUUCAUCGGACACGUAGAUGCUGGCAAGUCUACCAUUGGUGGACAAAUCAUGUAUUUAACAGGGAUGGUGGACAAGAGGACCUUAGAGAAAUAUGAGAGAGAAGCCAAGGAGAAGAACAGGGAAACCUGGUAUCUGUCUUGGGCUCUGGACACCAACCAAGAGGAAAGGGACAAAGGAAAAACCGUAGAGGUGGGCCGAGCGUACUUUGAGACAGAUAAAAAGCACUUUACCAUCCUAGACGCCCCUGGACACAAGAGCUUUGUACCCAACAUGAUCGGAGGAGCAUCACAAGCAGACCUGGCUGUACUGGUGAUCUCUGCCAGGAAAGGCGAGUUUGAAACUGGGUUUGAGAAAGGCGGUCAGACACGGGAACAUGCCAUGUUGGCCAAAACAGCUGGUGUCAAACACCUGAUUGUUCUGGUAAAUAAAAUGGACGACCCCACAGUGAACUGGAGUAUUGAGAGGUAUGAGGAGUGCAAGGAGAAACUAGUGCCAUUUUUGAAGAAGGUAGGCUUCAACCCGAAGAAAGACAUCCACUUCAUGCCCUGUUCUGGUCUGACAGGAGCCAACCUGAAGGAGCCCACUGACAUGUGCUCCUGGUACACAGGAUUACCUUUCAUUCCACACUUGGACAGUUUGCCAAAUUUCAACAGAUCCAGUGACGGCCCAGUCAGAUUGCCCAUUGUAGACAAAUACAAGGACAUGGGUACUGUAGUUCUGGGCAAACUGGAGUCUGGCUCCAUCAGUAAAGCACAGCAGCUCGUCAUGAUGCCAAACAGGCAUGUGGUGGAGGUGCUGAGCCUCCUGUCGGACGACGUAGAAACAGACGACGCCGGACCAGGAGAAAACCUCAAGCUGCGGCUCAAGGGCAUUGAGGAAGAGGAGAUCUUACCAGGCUUCAUCCUGUGCAACGCUGAGAACCUGUGCCACUCAGGGCGCACCUUCGACGCCCAGAUCGUCAUCAUCGAACACAAAUCCAUCAUCUGUCCAGGUUACAACGCAGUCCUUCACAUUCACACCUGCAUUGAAGAAGUGCAGAUCACGGCCUUAAUCUGUCUGGUAGACAAAAAGUCAGGAGAGAAGAGUAAGACACGACCACGAUUCGUCAAACAAGACCAAGUUUGCAUCGCCCGUCUGCGCACAGCAGGGACCAUUUGCCUCGAGACCUUUAAAGAGUUUCCUCAGAUGGGACGGUUUACCUUACGAGACGAAGGUAAGACAAUCGCCAUCGGGAAGGUGCUGAAGCUCGUUGCUGAGCGGGACUGAAGCGAACCCAAUCUCCUGGGAAGACCUGGUGAGACGGAAUGAGCGGAGCUCGGUCCUAACCCGCCCACACUGUUGUCGGCGGCAACGGCCCCUCCCUCUCACGCCCCCCCUCUGCGUGCCGAAGAUCAGCUUCAGACAAACUUCAGUGAAAAACGAAAAUCUGUUUUUAAGCAAAUGACAAACCAAGAAGUCCACACGAGUCAGCUUUCUCAUAUUGAGAGCUCAGCUAUGCCAUUCUGGGUUAGCCCCUCCCCUCACUAGUCCACUCAUCAUGACACCAUUUAUUUUGUUCCACUUCUUUUUUUUUUUUUUUUUUUUUUUUUGUGCUUUCAUACAUGACAGUGACAUAUGGCUGAAGUUAUAUCUGUAAACAGAUGUGGACCAGGAUUUUUGCUUGGAAUAUAAAAAAUGAUUUUGAGAAGUAAAUUGCAAAAGAAAUUGUUUGAUAGAACUUAACCAGUUGAAACCAAAAUGUUUAUCUUGGGUGUACAUGUCUCCCUUUGCUUUUACCCAGUUUUUGGUUUCUCAUGUGGCGUUCUGGCAGUGUGCUUGAGCGUGUUCAAAUGUUAUUAAAGCAAACAACUAUGACAAUAAAAUAUGGAAUUGGGAAAUGGAGCCUGUUCCUUUUACAAAGUG